GUAUUAUUUAUUGACAUAUGUUUGAGUUAUGAAAUUAUUGUUGUGUUUACUGUUUCAGGUUCAACUUCAGUCUACAAAACAGGAACGUGACAUAGCUAUCACCAAAGCCCGCAAACUUGAAGAAGAAUUACAGAAUCUCAGAAUGUAUUAUAGUUUGCACAAGUCCUUAUCCCAGGAAGCUAACCUGCGAGAUAAAUUCAAUAAUACACUUGGUAAUAUUGAAGAGCAGGUCAAAGCAAGGGAUGAGGUGCUUGUCAAAGCACAGAAAGAUAAAAAUCAUUUAGCUUCUCAAUUAAAAAUUUCAAUGGACGAGCGGAACCAGGUUGCGGGCGAGCUGCAGCAGAGUGCUAUGAUGCAG
This is a messenger RNA of Anneissia japonica, 358 nucleotides long. RefSeq names its product mirror-image polydactyly gene 1 protein-like. The annotation marks the transcript as partial. NCBI's taxonomy places the organism in Eukaryota, Metazoa, Echinodermata, Crinoidea, Comatulida, Comatulidae. The transcript is spliced from 2 exons. The record is from RefSeq and is a predicted model, not a curated record.